AUGGUGGCUCUAAUAAUGGUUGCUCUAAAAAUGGCUCCUCUAAAAAUGGUUGCUCUAAAAAUGGCUGCUCCAAAAAUGGUGGCUCUAAAAAUGGCUGCUCUAAAAAUGGCUGCUCUAAAAAUGGCUGCUCUAAAAAUGGCUGCUCUAAAAAUGGCUGCUCUAAAAAUGGCUUCUCUAAAAAUGGCUUCUCUAAAAAUGGCUGCUUCAAAAAUGGUGGCUCAAUAA
This is a messenger RNA of Plasmodium inui San Antonio 1, 225 nucleotides long. RefSeq lists its product as hypothetical. Lineage: Eukaryota; Apicomplexa; Aconoidasida; Haemosporida; Plasmodiidae. The record is from RefSeq and is a predicted model, not a curated record. The coding region runs from base 1 to 225 and encodes 74 amino acids. The transcript has a single exon.